This is a messenger RNA of Helianthus annuus (common sunflower), 829 nucleotides long. Its product is annotated as F-box/FBD/LRR-repeat protein At1g13570-like. The record is from RefSeq and is a predicted model, not a curated record. The transcript is spliced from 2 exons. The coding region runs from base 347 to 829 and encodes 160 amino acids. Lineage: Eukaryota; Viridiplantae; Streptophyta; Magnoliopsida; Asterales; Asteraceae.
UUCUAGUAUGAUGAGCAAAAGUCUGAAGAUGGAAGUUCAAGAUUUACCUUUGGAAACGACGAGUAGCCUUCCUCCAAAUAUCAUUCAAACAAUUCUUACUCUUAUGCCAUUGCGAGAUGCAUUUAGGACAAGUAUUCUAUCUCAUAAUUGGCGAAAUCAGUGUUUAAACAUUGCCAAACUCAUGUUCGAUGAUGCAGUGUUUCAAGGACCGACUUGUAAAAACCUAUCAAUCAGAUUUAAACUCUUAUACAUUGUUUACCCGAUCUUGUUGCUACACCAGGGCCCGUUACUCGAGUUCUCUCUUUCUAUCUCCUAACUAAUUAGCUGUUGCGAGAUUGACCAGAUAAUGCUUCACCUAUCAAGGAUUGCUACCUUGAAGAAACUUACUCUUUGCAUCGAGUCGGGUGAUGAUCAUAAGCUACUGCUGGCUUUCUUCAACUUGCAACAAUUGACGGUUCUUAAACUCCAAAAAUGUGUUUUUCAACCUCCAGUAACCUUGAAAGGAUUUAGUAGGCUGAUUAGCUUAUCCUUUAACAAUGUCAACAUAACCGCGAAAGUCUUUCUACGGUUUAUCUCCAAUUGCCCGCAGCUUAAGGACUUUACUCUGAUUGGAGAUGAAAAACAUCUUAUGGGGUGUUGGAAUUCUGACUUUGUUGAGUUAUUUGAGUGUUUACCUUUGGUUGAGCAUCUGUGUAUGAGUUGGUACCCUGUUAAGGUGAUACAUAUUGCUCCAAGAUUAUAUCUUUAUACUACUAGAAAGGGUAUUAGUGACACGAAUAAUCAUCGCAAAAAUAGACAUGUCGGUAAGAAAAUUUGCAACAGAAAUUGA